UCGCCGAUAUGAUCCACACACUUUCACUCUUGCUGCACUGGACAGAGACACGGUCCUGAAACCGCGAGAAAAAACAGUCUCUCUCUCAUCCGUGCACGCUGCUGUUGAGCGCUCACCCGAGAGGAGGGAAGGGGUAGAAGAGGAAGUGGAUGGGUAGAAGUCGAAGACUUGCAUUUUAAGCAAAGUGCUCAGAAGAAAAGGGGCAGACGAGAAAGAAGGGGAGAGAGUCAGAAUCAGCAGAGAGAGUGUGAGCGGGAGAGAGCGCAUUCUUAUCACGUCUUCAUUUCUCCUCUCUCUUCUCUUUCGCCCCAGCCAUUGAGAGAAGAUGAGGAAACCGAGAGAGAGAGAGGAGAGAAAGAUAUAUUGAGCAAGAGAAAAAAAAAAUAAGGAGAUUCAAACUAGUGGUCUUUUCCCCGAUGUUUUCUCAGUGCUCCACGAAACUAAGCCCGGCAUCGGACGGUGAGCGGGACGCACCGGGCAGCAGCAGACAUCGCAGGAGGAUAUGUGAAGUUGGAAUCGCUGCUGUGAAGUGGCUCUGUCCCUGGAGCCAACACUUCAUCCCCUUGGUGUCAGCAAGGAUGCUGUGGGUUACCUUGCUGAGCACCAUAGCCUUAGGAUGGACCACACCAAUCCCACUACUAGAAGACUCAGAAGAGAUCGAUGAACCCUGCUUUGAGCCCUGUUACUGCGAGGUCAAGGAGGGCAUCUUCCACGUCCACUGUGACAGUAAAGGAUUUACAAAUGUCAGCCAGAUAUCCCAGAUAUGGAGCCGACCCUUCAAGCUCAAUUUGCAGAGGAACUUGAUGAGGAAGCUUUAUUUCAACAGCUUCCUCCAUCUCAACAACGCUAUAUCCAUCAAUCUGGGUAACAACGCCUUGCAAGAUAUUCAUGCUGGAGCAUUCAAUGGCUUAGGAAUACUCAAACGGCUGUUCCUGCAUGAAAACAAACUUGAGGUUUUCAGGAAUGAUACGUUUCUAGGUUUGGAGAGUUUAGAGUAUCUCCAGGCAGACUACAAUGUUAUCAAAAGGAUUGAAAGUGGUGCAUUCAGGCUCCUCCACAAGCUAAGAGUCCUUAUACUGAAUGACAAUUUGAUCCCCGUUCUCCCAAAUUAUCUUUUUCGUUCGGUAUCCCUCACACAUCUGGACCUGAGAGGAAACAGACUAAAGACAUUACCAUACAAGGGCACACUGGAGUAUGUUGGGAGGAGCUUGAUGGAAAUCCAGCUGGAGGAGAACCCUUGGAACUGUGUGUGUGAAAUUGUCCAGUUAAAGACAUGGCUGGAGAGAAUCCCUUAUACAGCCUUGGUGGGUGAGAUCACAUGUGAGUACCCAUUCCACUUACAUGGAAAAGACUUGCGGGAAAUCAAGCGCAGUGAGCUCUGUCCUUUGCUCUCCGAUUCAGAGAUUGAGGCCAAACUGGGAAUUCCCCGGGUUCCGUUCAGCAAUGAGAACACUUGGCCUACUAAACCUUCCUCUAUGCUUUCCUCCUUUCACAACACAGCCUCUUCUGUGGAGUAUAAGGAAAGAGCUGCGAAGCCUACCAAACGGCCUCGGCCUACAAAGAACCCCCCAACCCCUCGUAGCAUCUACCCAGGCAUCAACCAGCCCCCUAUCGCUGGUUACCAAACAAGACCCCCAAUCCCGAUAAUUUGUCCCGUUGGAUGUAUUUGUAAUCUUCAUAUCAAUGAUCUGGGUCUGACAGUGAACUGUAAAGAGAAAGGCUUUCACAACAUCUCUGAACUCCUUCCACGACCCCUUAAUGCCAAGAAAUUGUAUCUCAGUGGGAACCUAAUACAGAAGAUCUACCGCUCAGACUUCUGGAACUUCUCCAGUUUGGAUUUACUGCAUUUAGGGAACAAUCGGAUAUCAUACGUUCAAGAAGGCGCCUUUAUCAACUUACCAAACCUAAAAAGUUUGUAUCUAAAUGGGAAUGAUAUUGAACGCCUCACUCCUGGGAUUUUUCGGGGGCUUCAGAUGUUGAGUUAUCUUUACUUUGAAUACAAUGUCAUACGCGAAAUCCACCCUCAUUGUUUCUCCCUAAUGCCAAAUCUCCAGUUGGUUUUCCUUAAUGACAACCUUCUUCGCACCCUCCCCACUGAUGCCUUUGCUGGCACCAACCUUGCACGUCUUAACCUCCGAAACAAUUACUUUCUGUCCCUGCCUGUGCAUGGUGUCCUGGAGCACCUGACCUCCAUUGUUCAGAUUGAUCUCCAUCAGAAUCCUUGGGACUGUUCAUGCAAUAGCAUUCCCCUCAAGCAGUGGCUGGAAAAGCUCUCUUCUGUCAUUGUGGUUGGAGAUGUUAUCUGCAAGACACCCGAGUUUGCUUUUGGAAAGGACCUGCGUUCACUCGAGAUUGAGGUCAUCUGUCCUGAGCUUAAAUAUUCUUCUGGCCCCUCCCCAGCUCUUCCUGGAGGGGAUGACCUGACCACAGGGAACUCUGACCUGGGGGAGGCAAGUGGGAGAGGGACGGUCCCCCUGUCGGUCCUUAUCCUCAGCCUACUCAUCCUUUUCAUCUCAGCGGUGUUUGUUGCUGCGGGGCUAUUUGCCUUUGUCCUUCGUCGCAGGAAGAAGCUUCCCUUUAGGAAACGGUCAGAGGUAGAUCUCACAGGGAUCCAAAUGCAAUGCAGGAUUUUUGAGGACCCGCCAAGGCAAAGCAGCGCCGGGAACAUUUGCACACCAGAGAAGCCCACUCCCAGUAUGCACACACACACACACUCUAGUCACUCACAUGCUCAUGGCCAUGUUUAUGAUUACAUUCCCCAUCCUGUGACACAGAUGUGUAACAACCCAAUCUACAAGCCUAGAGAGGGAGAGAUAGCUGUGGAGGAGAGGGCACAGUUUUCAGAAAAGAAAGACAGUGGAAGCAGCAACAGUAACUAUAGAACCUUAUUGGAGAAAGAAAGAGAGUGGACCAUGGCGGUGUCCAACUCUCAACUAAACACCAUUGUUACAGUCAACCCCACCACGGCUGAUAUGGCAGGAUUCCAUGAGAAUGGGGGGCUCUGUCCUACGGUGAUUGACAGUCAGAGGCCCACACCAACAGUGGGCUUUGUAGACUGUUUAUAUGGGACCGUACCCAAACUAAAGGACAUGCACGUUGCACAUGCGCACCCACCAGGCAUGCAGUACCCGGAUUUGCAGCAGGAUGCACGUCUGAAGGAGACACUGCUUUUCACAGGGGGGAAAGGCUGCUACCCUGACCCGUCCCAAAGUGAUUACCUCGAGUUAAGGGCCAAACUUCAAACCAAGCCGGAUUACCUCGAAGUCUUGGAGAAAUCCUACCGGUUUUAACAACUCUAGCCCAUUGGAAUUAAGCAAAGGAAAAAAAAUUAUACAAGGCAACGUAAUCACUUUGCCACCUUGACAACAAAAUCACUCUAAAUCAAUAGUAAAAAUGAAACUUGAAAAAGCAGCAUGAUAUAAAGUGAUGAAAAUAUUAUAUUACAGUCACAAUUUUCCCCCCAAUUCACUUUGGAGGAAAGGUCAUUCUCAGAUAUUCUCUUAAGUGCCUUUUUUUCAGAGUAGCCAGCAAUGUCAACAACCGUUAUUUUUAUAAUAUAUGAAUAUGUCUAAAUGCCCACAAGUGAGCAAAACAGGAACAAGAGGGGCAUUGGGAAUAAAACAUACAAAGCAUCUCACAUCUAUCUAAGUCAUCUUUAUGGAAUAACUAUGACACUUACCAUGAAGACAAACGGGAGCCGGACGUCUCCCUGACUUGUUUUUCUUUUCUUUUUUUUUUUUCGUCUCUUUUCCCCCUGACUAGCAAGUGCGAACACAUGGAGGCUGGGUUCAUUAAGUUUGUAGGAAACGUUCAAAAGAGAGAAAAAAUACUCAUAAUAAAAAACGAACUGCAGUUUGCUGCAUGCACUUGCUUCAGUGCAGGAAGCGAGAGGAUUUACUCAGAACUAUCACGUCACGUUCUGAACAGAUACUGCAACGCAUUUACAGUUCAGUGUUCUAUUUAAUUUUUUAUAUCUUAUUAAUAUGGUUAUUACUAUUAAUGAGGACUUCUGUCUAUAUCAGGGUGCUUCUCGUAAAAAGGAUGCGCCGACGCACGGAUGGUAAAACAUUUGUGAAUAUUAUUACAAGACAAUGUCAAAGGUUUUCUGGAUAUUUCCACACACUUUGUUAAGACCCCCUCCCGUCCUCCUUCAUUGCUUCUGGAUUCCCCAUUUCCACCCACUAACAGCUUUGUAGGAGGCACUUUUAAUGUUUUCUUUCUCACAAAGAUUUGAAGAAAAAUGUGCAUAUAUUUAUUCUGUAAUUUCAGUGAAGAAUUUAAUUGUAAAGGUAAUGUUAAAUCAAUGUAUAGUGAUUAUGCGUCUGGUAUAGCCUUCUUAAUAAAAACAAGCUCUUGAAUCAAGUGAUUAAAGGGUUGAUGCCAUGGGAAAGUGUGUGCGGCGCUGUUUUGACAGGGUGUGCAUUCGGUGCCAUGCUGAAAAGGCGUGUUGAAGAUGUGACCAGAAGUUAUGUGAUACUGCUGCUGGAUAUGCAAUCAAAAAAUGCUUGACAGUGAAAGCAGGGGGCGGCAAUAAUAGCUUCACACAUUUCAGCCUUAUAUUUUAAGAUGGGUUCAUAAAAUCUGAUUGAAAUCAAAGGAAAGGAUUGAAAAAGCCGAGAUGGUAUUUAGUUUUGUUUUUUGUUUCUUUUCUGUUUGGAUUUCACCACUGGGAUGUUGUAACACAGUUUUUAUUUUCCCCCAAAUUGCUUGUCCUAGUCUGAUACAAUCUGAAGCCAAAAGAAAACCCAGUACCAGAACAAGUCAAGUGAAUGCUGCUGAGUUUGGAGUGAAUAGUAUAAUAGGCGAUACCAAAUCAUUGAGCCAUGCUGCGAUUGUCAUUAUCUAGACAGGGGAUUGCUGAUGUGGGCGAAUAAACAGUAAUUGAGAUGGUGAGUGAAAAUGUGAUUGGAAAAUGCUUUUUUUUCUUAACCUGCACAUCUAAUUACUCCCCCUCCUUUUUAAAUGGCUGGGUGAAUUCACUCCACCGGAGGGCGAUAGAAAGGUGUUCAGAUUCAUUUUGGCUGAUUUGAUGUAGAGACAUGAUAAUGAAAAAAAUAUUAAUGAAAAUACUGAACACAUUUUCUUUAAAGAAUUUCAAUUAUAUUUACAUAUGUAUAAGAAAUUGAAUAAAAUAUUUUAUUAAAUACAACAGAACAUCAUAUAAGAUUAAUCUAAAUAAAAUAUUGUCUUACAAAAAAAAAGAAAUAUUCCUAAGAGAGAUGAUAACUGCUUUUACAUUUUUUAAAUGUAUUUUCUUUUGAAUAUUUUUUGUUUACUGCUGACUUUAUUCUGCACUGAAAGUACUUGGGGAGAGUUAUUGAUCACAAACACCCUCCUCUGCAGCAGUUAUGGUUUGAUUCAUUGAGUUUCUCAUGUUAUUUCAUGUGCUCCUAUAUCAGCAUGGUGUACUAUCGAAUCAAGAUCAGGAAAAAGCAUAAAGAUUAAAGGGUAAAGGUUUAAACAAUUGGGUAACUAUGUUUCCUUAAUUAUCACUUUACAAUUCUCUUUUCUCUUUCCUGGAGUGAAAUUAUAACUUGGACAAAAUUAUCAUGAGGUCUUGAUGUUAAAAAAAUUGUGAAUAUUUAUGGGAGGAAGUUGCAUUUGAGGUUUUUUUUUUAAUUGGGAGUGUUAGGUACUUUGCUUUAACUGCAAUAGGAUUACUAGGAGUGCAGUUGGGUAUUAUGGUUACUUUUGUGUGUCAACUUACACUAAGUGAAUGAUAUGUAGCAACCACUUCCUCCCAGUUAAAGGACAAACACCCUUGGAUAGUGUAUAGCAUUCAUCUCUAGUAUUGGUCUUCAGUGAUCGCGUCUAUAAGCUUGAUUAUAUGGAACAUUUUAACUUGUGUUGUAUUCAUUGUUUCUUUCUUUUUGAAAAUUAUUGUUGCUCAAAUACGUGGAUGACACCUUCAUAUAAAGCCUUUGGAAGCAUGGUUUUAUAAUGUCAAG
Menidia menidia (Atlantic silverside) is the source of this 5948-nucleotide messenger RNA. The record is from the annotation of a GenBank genome assembly. Lineage: Eukaryota; Metazoa; Chordata; Actinopteri; Atheriniformes; Atherinopsidae.